Malassezia pachydermatis is the source of this 570-nucleotide messenger RNA. RefSeq lists its product as hypothetical. Gene Ontology annotation, cellular component: core mediator complex; mediator complex. NCBI's taxonomy places the organism in Eukaryota, Fungi, Basidiomycota, Malasseziomycetes, Malasseziales, Malasseziaceae. The transcript has a single exon. The coding region runs from base 1 to 570 and encodes 189 amino acids. Gene Ontology annotation, molecular function: transcription coregulator activity. The record is from RefSeq and is a predicted model, not a curated record. Gene Ontology annotation, biological process: regulation of transcription by RNA polymerase II.
AUGGCAUCGAAGCCGAUCGAGGCGGGGGAUGCGUAUAUACCAUGCACGUUGCGCGAGCCGCCAGACCUCUCACCGUACCAUUUGAAUGGUACGCAGGACAUGCUCGCCCUCUUUGACUUAAUGCCACUGUACGACUGCGCUGUGCGGCCUUAUCUACGCCCAACACUGCCACCGGAUGCCACCGACGCUGACAAGGCUGCGGCGCAGGCCAAGCGCGUCGUCAUGCCCAAAACGUACGCUCAUUAUGUGGAAGAUCUACCUGGUAAAGUUCGGCCAGCGAGAAAAUCGCAAUCCAAGCAGCAGCAGCCAGCUUUGCAGCGAGAACUGAAUCACAUACUUAUGAAGCCCGAGUUCACUUACACACCCGUGCAGCCUUUGGAGAAGGACGUGCUAACCUCGGCGUUCAGUGUACAACCUACGUCAGACCCCAUCCCAGGGAUUGAUCUCACGCUCCUUGAGGCAGAUGAACAUGACUCCCCUGGUGCUCGGAAGAACAAGCUUGGGCUGGGGGAUCGCCCUGAUGCACCCAAGAAACGAGUGGUUCUUAUCUCCAAAAAGAAGCGUAUGUAG